Molecule: messenger RNA, 1760 nt
Organism: Sitodiplosis mosellana (orange wheat blossom midge)
Lineage: Eukaryota; Metazoa; Arthropoda; Insecta; Diptera; Cecidomyiidae
Product: E3 ubiquitin-protein ligase ariadne-1-like
Exons: 11
Coding region: 132-1550 (472 amino acids)
Biological process (GO): positive regulation of proteasomal ubiquitin-dependent protein catabolic process; protein polyubiquitination; ubiquitin-dependent protein catabolic process
Cellular component (GO): ubiquitin ligase complex; cytoplasm
Molecular function (GO): ubiquitin conjugating enzyme binding; ubiquitin protein ligase activity; zinc ion binding
Source: RefSeq, a predicted model, not a curated record
AAUUUCAAACCAGAGCAAAUCGUGUGUCGGUGCCGAUUGGAAUUCCAUUAAACGAUAGACUAGCUUUGGAACGGUAUUUCACCAUAUUUCGACAUCAAAAAAUCGAAAGUCAAACGAUUUGAUUCGCAAAAAUGGGCGAUGAUUCGAGUUACGAAGAAGACUUCAGUUUGGAAAACACAUUGUUUCCGACAGACAUUGAAUUGCCAAAGAAAGAGACGAAAAAAGAGGAAAAUCCCCCAUUCGAAAUUCUCUCCAUGGAGAAUAUAGUACAAGAUGUAUUCGACAUGGUUAUGAAGGUGCAGUCAUUUCUAGCGCUGCCAAGCACGAUUUCAGCACGAAUGCUGUUAACGCACUACAAAUGGGACUUUCAACGGCUAAUCGGGGAAUAUUAUGAAACGGACCCGGACACAUUUUUCCGGCUGGCACAAAUUGAAAAUCCAUUUAAAAGCCCGUCAAACGAUCCGGUGGAUGAUUCCAAAGAUUGCAAGAUUUGCUAUUCCGAUUCACCCGAACAACUAUACGCUCUCGUAUGCGGUCAUAAAUACUGCACAACGUGUUGGAAUUCUUACCUAACGGUGAAAAUAGCAGAUGAUGGUUUGAAUGAAUCAAUCGUUUGCCCUGAACAGUCUUGCAAGUCACUUGUUGAUGACGAGCACAUCAUGCAACUGGUUGAAGAUCCUGAAGUAAUCAUGAAAUAUCAGCGUUCAAUGUCCAACGACUUUGUACAGAACAACCAAGCGAUGAGCUGGUGUCCGUUUCCUGGUUGUUCAUAUGCUGCAAAGAAGAGCCGCCCUGCUAAAUGCCCAUGCGCCUGCAAAUGUGGCCUCGAAUUUUGUUUUGAUUGCCGUGAAUAUUGGCACGAACCAGUCACAUGUAUCCUUCUCAAACAAUGGAAGAACAGUGGUGAUUCCGAAACUUUCCAGUGGAUUGCGGAACAUGCGAAAAUUUGUCCCAACUGUGAAGCAAUUAUCGAAAAGAAUGGCGGAUGUAAUCAUAUGACGUGCCGCAAUUGCAAACAUGAAUUUUGUUGGGUUUGUAUGGGUGAAUGGCGAUCUCAUCGCGCUUGCAAUCGUUUCGAUGAAAGCAAAGUGUUUGGUCAUCGCGAAAUGGCCCGAUUCAAUCAUUUUCGCGAUCGGUAUGUCAACCAACUGGAAUCAUUACGAUUGGAAGGAAUCGCUUACAAAGAUCUAGAGGCCAGAAUAAACGAUAUGAAAGACCACUUCUCCAUGACCAACAAUGAGGUGCGAUUUCUUCGUGAUGCGGUCAAAGUACUCCAUGUCAGUCGUCGUACAUUGUGCUACACAUUUGUGUUUGCAUACUUUUUGAAGAAGAACAAUCAAGUCGAAAUGUUCGAAGACAAUCAAAGUGAUUUGGAAUCGGCCGUUGAACGCCUUUCUGGAUAUUUGGAGCGGGAAAUGACUGCCGAAAAUGUCAUCGAACUGAAAAGACAGAUUCAAGACAGCUUUAAAUACUGUGAACAACGAUGCAAUGUCCUUAUGGACCACAUCCGUGAAGCCGAAGAGAACCGUUUGUGGGAAAAGAACAAUUAAUUGCCAAAAGUUCCUGUCACACAGCCAUGAUUUACCAUACCAUACAAGGAUUAUAUUUUCAAAGACAUUUAUUUUACAACGAAAUUUGUCAUAAGAUUAUUUCUAAAUAAAACAUGUAAUAACUCAUGUGAUGUUAUCGACGCCAUAUGGCACUUAAUAAUUACACAAAAAUAAACAAGCGCCAAACCAAACGUUACAAUUAGAUCGUAA